GGGGAACGAGCGGGCCCCGCGUUCCUUCUCCCCGUCCGAGCGAGUGCCGGGGGUCUCCGCAGCGCCCGCCGGCCCCGAGUGCUGCGGGCGAGCGGCGGGGGAGGCGCCAUGGCCGACCGGGCGCGGGCGGCGCUCUCCGAGUCGGGCUGGUGUCUUUCAGAUGAAGGAAUUGAAGCUUGCUUAAGUUCAUCUGAAAAAGUUAAUACGAAUGAUAUUAUCCUGGUUGCCCUUAAUACAGAUUUAAGAACGAUUGGCAAGAAAUUCCUCCCCAGUGACAUCAAUGGUGGAAAGGUGGAAAAGCUGGAAGGGCCAUGUGUCCUGCAAAUACAGAAAAUUCGCAAUGUUGCUGCACCAAAGGAUAAUGAAGAAUCUCAGGCUGCUCCCAGAAUGCUGCGUUUACAAAUGACUGAUGGACACACAAGCUGCACAGCUAUAGAAUACAGUAGCAUGUCAAAAAUAAGCCUGAACACUCCACCUGGAACAAAAAUUAAGCUUUCAGGAAUUGUUGAAGUGAGAAAUGGAUUCUUGCUGUUGGAUGACAGUAACACAGCAGUUCUUGGAGGUGAAGUGGAGCAUCUUAUAGAAAAGUGGGAAUUACAAAGGAGUUUGGCAAAACACAAUAGGAGUAACAUUGGAACAGAAGGUGGCCCUCCUCCUUUUGUACCUUUUGGGCAGAAAUGUGCAUCAUAUGUGCAAGUGGAUAGCAGAGAUCUUGAUCGCAGAAAGACUCUGCAAAUGACAAAUACUGUAAAACCUGUUGCGGACAAUGAUGAAUUUGAAAAGCAGAGAACAGCUGCUAUAGCAGAAGUAGCAAAGAGCAAAGAGACCAAGACAUUUGGAGGAGGUGGUGGUAGUAGCAGAAGCAAUCUCAGUGUGAGUGCUGGAGGGAAUCGAAACAGGGAACUGUUCCAGAAAGAGAAGAUAGCAAAACCAGAGGGGAAGAAUGAAGGUGUCUACCGAGAACUGGUUGAUGAAAAGGCUCUAAAACACAUAACAGAGAUGGGUUUUAGCAAAGAAGCAGCAAGACAGGCACUUAUGGAUAACAGUAACAGCCUGGAGGCAGCAUUAAAUUUUCUUCUGAACAACAGUAAACAGAAACCCAUUCAGGGACCACCACCUAGAGGUAAGGGGAAGGGCCGAGGCCGAAUAAGACCUGAAGAUGAAGAAGAGCUAGGAAAUGCCAGACCAUCUGCACCAAGCACACUGUUUGAUUUCUUGGAAUCCAAAAUGGGUACUCUAACAGUAGAGGAACCAAAAUUGCAAUUUCAGCCAACACAUCAAGUACAGCACAAAGUUAUGAAUACAGAACAGAAUGGCAUCAAAGAGAAUCAUUCAAGACACAUUUCUCGCAAUGACAUGAGACAACCAAGGAAUGAGAAACCCCCUCGUUUUCAAAAGGAUUUUCAGAAUUCAAGGCAGGCUUUGGAAGGUGGUGGGUUGCCAAGAAACAGAGGUCCUGAAAGGCACAGCUCUUUAGAACACUGGACAGAUGAAAAAAAUAAAAGUGACAGACAUUAUCCUAGAAAUGACAGGUCAAAGGAUUUGGGUUAUCCCAUAACCACUCACCAGAGUGAUAUUACUUUCAAAAAAAGGGAUAACAACAUGCAAAACAGAGUAGGAAAAGGAGUGUCUUUCUCAGAAUUCAAGGAAAAUUCUGCUGCUCAAGAUGUGACAGACAACAAUAACCAGAAACGUGGGAAAAGGGAAAACCAAACACACAAUUCAGAAAAUUUUUGUGAUAGGAAGGCACGAACAAUAAGUAAUGAAGCCUUUAUGGUAAAACGUGAGCAACAUUUUGGUGUUAAUAAUGAUUACCAAAAUCCAAGUAGGACUGAUAAUUUCAGUGCUGUACCAAAUGGAGAUACUGAGCAUCAUCAGAAAGGAAGACGAGUAGGACCUAUCAAAUCGUCAGGACCCACUGUGAUCCCAUCUUUUGAUGAUAAAAUGUUUUAUUACAACACUGGCCCCAAAAAGAGAACUGGGCCCAUCAAACCAGAGAAAAUACUGGAACCAUCGAGUCACAUGGAGUAUGGAAAAAGUUGGAGACCAGGGGAUGAAUGCUUUGCUCUUUAUUGGGAAGACAACAAGUUCUACCGGGCAGAAAUUGAAGCUCUCCAUUCUUCUGGGACAACUGCAGUUGUUAAAUUCAGUGAUUAUGGAAAUUAUGAAGAGGUGCUUCUCAGCAACAUCAGGCCUGUUCAUGCAGACACAUGGGAGGAGGAGGAAGAGACGUAUGAGCAAACUCUAGAAUUCCGCAGAGGAGGUGAUGGUCAGCCACGGCGGUCCACACGACCCACUCAACAAUUUUAUCAACCCCCCCGAGCUAGAAACUGAUUAAUGAGAAAAGAAAGUUUUUUCAUUUAGAAACCUUCUUGGAGUCGGGGGGAAUUCACUGGCAGCUCCCAACUUGCUGAACACUUCUUCUAGAAGAAAUUUUGGGGUUUUCCAAGCAGCAGGAUGGAACAAAGAAAGCUCAUGUGAGCAGAAGGAAUUUGGACCUGACACCACAAAAGACUUUUUUAAAGUUCUUAGUUAAAUGAAGCUAAAUACUUUUUACAUAUGAAAGAGGCAAAUUGUCAUUGCUACCAUCAAUAAAACCACAGUGCACUAUUCCAUUCUUUGCCUUGCAUUCUUUUUACUGAGCCUCCAUUGUUAGUUAACAUCAUAAUGUAUCAUGAUUUUUUCUUAAUUUUUUAACUGAUUUUACUUCUAAUAUUGCUUCUAGUAAAGUAAAAUUAAAGCAUAUUUUCUCAAAAGCUGACAGGGUUGGGCAUUUCAUUUAGAUUUUUGGUUAGUAUUAGUGAAACAUGUUAAAAAAAUUCAGCUAAUUGUACAGUAAAAUUCUGAAUAGGCUUUUGACUAUGUUUUUUUUGUUUAUUUUCCAAAGUUGCUGAAAGACAAAUUAUAGAUUUGCUUAUUGUGUUUUUCAUGAUCUGUGACCAGACGGUCAAACAGGAGAAAGAAAGAAAAUAAUCAGUUUCAAUAGUAAUUUUCUAAGUAAUUUGAGGUAAAUAUGUUCUUUAUAGGAAUAUUUAUAUUAAAGAAAUAGGAACAUUUCUAAAAGGUACAGAAAAGUCAUUUAAACACAAAAUAAUGCACAUUGGUAUUUUAAGCAUAAAUAUGUGUAUAAAUGCACAUGUGCGAGCUGUUGGAUAGUAGGUACUUUCUUGUAAUUUUAAACUAUGCUUUCAUUGCUUCAUAUUACUAGAAUUUUUUCAGUUGUCAUUGAUGUUUGAAAAAAUCUUAUGUCAAACUACUUUUCAUUCUAAGCUGUAUCUUUGAACCUUAUGUGAUUAUGACAAAUAGUUGAAAUUUCACUAUUUCUUUGGCUGAGAAGCACUCAAAAUCUAGGUAACCUGGAAAUCCCUUCUAAGCCUUAUGCUGAUCAUUUAAGACUGAAAUAGCACAUGUGUUUUGAGGUAGUUUUGUAGAGAUAGAAUUAUACCUGAGAGAUGUAUUGAUGGUAUAAAUUGUACAGCUAAUUCUGCUGUAUUUCUCUCUGAGUGCUCAUACAAAACUGUUUGAAUAGAACUUUGUUUAUUUGGAUGAUAAGAAGUUUUAUAUUGAGGAUGUAAUUGAAUGUAUCUGCAGUACAGAAUAUGGAUUAUUGUCUGGAUGCAAUCAAAUCUUACCAAUCACAUACAUUUUUGCAGAAUAGUAAGCAACCAAAUGUUUUGCUGUCUUAAUGGAUCAUAAACAACUUCUUCAUAAUUACGAUGAACCUUACUAAUAAUUCUAAAGACUUUUGGAAGUUUUAAACAUGAGCUGUACAGUGUUAAAGUUCCUCACUAUCAACUAAUGCACAAAAAGUUUUAUGAAGUUUGUUAGAUUUCCAUUAGAAACCACUUUACAAAUAGUAUGAAACAUCCUGGUCAGUUCUGCUAAAUUGUACCAGCAAUAAAUAAACUGUAGAUCUAAUACAUUGCAUGUUGAAUAUUUUACUUCCAGAAUUAUUGCUAAGACUACUGACAGCAGCUAUUCAGCUUCAUUAAGAAAUGCAGCCAUAGCAUUGUUUUAAAAAGCAGUUUUGACUUUCCUUUGCAAAGAGGAUGUGCAUUAAACAAGCCCUACAGUCAGUGUACCAAAGCAACUUCUGAAAUUAAAAUAACUUUUAUGUUCUUUUGGGCUUUCAUUCUUGCUGUGAACUAAAUCAUAAAAUAAAGAAAACUACAGUCUGAUUUAGUGAACUUUAAAAAAUAAUGCCUUGUUAUGAAAUUUUAAGACUCUACAAAUACAAAGCAGCAUUCCUCUCUAGUGGCUAUGGCAUUCUGAGAUUAUGACAUGUAUGUGCAGCUGUAGGCAAAUGAAAUAUCCUUGAGAAUGUUGUUUUUCUUUGUGAAACAUUAAAGACUAUUUCCUGGUCUUUUUAAGGGAGCUGCGUAUCUAGAAAGCCAGAGUAAGCAAACAGCUCCAGAGUCUUCUUUGAA
This is a messenger RNA of Melozone crissalis (California towhee), 4427 nucleotides long. RefSeq names its product tudor domain containing 3 (gene TDRD3). NCBI's taxonomy places the organism in Eukaryota, Metazoa, Chordata, Aves, Passeriformes, Passerellidae. Bases 109 to 2334 code for a protein of 741 amino acids. Gene Ontology annotation, cellular component: nucleus. Gene Ontology annotation, molecular function: protein binding. The record is from RefSeq and is a predicted model, not a curated record. The transcript has 14 exons.